AUGCCCGGUCCUGUGGUUAAACGCGUGGCAAUCAUCGGAGCUGGCCCCGCGGGGGCCAUCACGAUAGAUGCCCUUGCUCAAGAAAAGACGUUCGACCUCAUCCGCGUCUUCGAGCGUCGCGAAGGUCCUGGGGGGUGCUGGAUCGGAGACCGUGAGCGCCCUCCAGCAUUGUCCGAUUUCGACAGUCUCGCCGAUCGAACAGCCGAUGCGCCGAUUCCUGUUCCCAACAAUCUGCCCGCCCUGACGGCUAAAUUUGCCCAGCCACGAUUCGCCGAGUCUUCCGUCUACCCCUACUUGGAGACUAACAUUGAAGACGUCCCCAUGGAGUUCUCGCAGGAACCGAUCCCAGCCGAGCGUAGCCUGCGCUCCAUCGAGCUGCACGGCCCCAACACGCCGUUCCGGCACUGGGACGUCAUGCGGCGGUACAUCAAAGGACUCGUGGAGCGACGAGGGUACGAGGACCUUGUGUCGUACAACACGACCGUCGAGCGCGUAGAGAAAAUCGGCGCCGAGUGGAAAGUCUCGCUACGCAAGGAGGGUAGGAAACAGGACUACUGGUGGGCAGAGUGGUUCGACGCCGUGGUUGUCGCCAGUGGGCACUAUUCGGUGCCAUACAUCCCCGCGAUUAAAGGCAUUGCAGAAUUGGAGAAGUCUCGUCCAGGCAGUGUUAUACACAGCAAGCAUUUCCGUGGGGGGGAUCUGUAUGGUGGCAAGCGAGUGGUGGUUGUCGGGGCCUCUGUCUCGGGGGCGGACAUUGCUUUCGACCUUGUCGACACAGCGCAGACACCAGUUCACGCAAUCACCAUCGGUCAUAGGGCCAACGGCUACUUUGGCGAUGAAGCCUUCAACAACCCGGGUAUCCAAAGGCAUCCCUCUAUCUCCCACGUAUCGGGCAGGAAUGUUCACCUAGUAGACGGGAAUGUCAUUUCGGAGGUUGACCAUAUCGUAUUCGCCACCGGGUACUCGUGGACACUACCCUUCCUCCCGGCCGUCCCAGUCCGCAACAACCGCGUGCCGAAUCUAUACCAACACGUGGUCUGGCAGCAUGACCCAACGCUCCUCUUCGUCGGAGCGGUGCAGGCAGGCCUGACUUUCAAAAUCUAUGAAUGGCAGGCCGUCUACGCCGCGCGCCUACUUGCCGGAAGGGCUUCUCUGCCACCUCUUGACGAAAUGCGCAGCUGGGAGUCGGAGCGCAUUAAGUUGCGCGGCGAUGGGCCUGCCUUCGCCCUCAUCUUCCCAGACUUUGAAGAUUACUUCGAGACGCUGAGAAGACUAGCGGGAGCGGGUGAGGAGGGUGUCGGGAGGACUCUACCCAAGUUUAAGCGAGAGUGGUUUCGCGCUUUUCACGAGGGGCAUGAGCGGCGUAAAUCAAUGUGGAAGCGAAUAAACGCCGCGGCAGCGGAGAAACUAGCUGUAACUCGAUCCCGUCUAUAA
This is a messenger RNA of Dichotomopilus funicola, 1434 nucleotides long. RefSeq lists its product as uncharacterized. The record is from RefSeq and is a predicted model, not a curated record. Gene Ontology annotation, molecular function: N,N-dimethylaniline monooxygenase activity; flavin adenine dinucleotide binding; NADP binding. Lineage: Eukaryota; Fungi; Ascomycota; Sordariomycetes; Sordariales; Chaetomiaceae. The transcript is spliced from 3 exons. Bases 1 to 1434 code for a protein of 477 amino acids.